Molecule: messenger RNA, 1227 nt
Organism: Geodia barretti
Lineage: Eukaryota; Metazoa; Porifera; Demospongiae; Tetractinellida; Geodiidae
Source: the annotation of a GenBank genome assembly
AUGGUUACAGCUGUCAGCGACGAUAUGUUUACCGAUGAGGUAAUCGCCGACCCCUACUCCUAUUACGGCACGCUGCGGGAGGAAGACCCUGUCCACUGGAAUGAAAAGUACCAGCUAUGGGUCAUCACCCGCCAUGACGACCUGGUCUGGCUAACCCGCCACAACGAGUUGUUCUCCUCGGCCGUCUUCAAGAACGACCCCCGCCCGCCCUAUCCCACGAUUUAUGACUCUGAUCUUGGCCUCUACGAAUUCGUGCGGGAAUACCAGUCCCGCCAGUUCAUCCAGCACGACCGUCCCGCUCACCUGGACAUGCGCAAGGUGGUGCACGGCUACUUCACCCCCCGCUCCAUGGAGGAGUGGCGCCCCAUGGUGAAGGAUGUCAUUAAGGACCUGCUGGACGAGGCGGAAGAGCGGGGCAGCAUGGACGUGAUGCGCGACUUCGCCACACCGUUGCCCUUGCUGAUCAUCGCCGAGAUGAUGGGUGUGCCCAAGCAGGACCGCCCCUACAUCCGCGAGGUGGCCGAAAAGCUCCUCUACGUAGGUCGGGGCGAACCCUGGCGCAUGCAGAACUUCUCCGAGGGCAUCCGCGAAAUGAUCGAGUAUGUUACGCCUCUGGUGGAGAAGCGCAUUGUCGACCCCGAGGACGACUUUAUUUCCGUUCUGGCCAAGGGUGAACGGGAAGGCGUAUUCAGCCGCGAGGAAGUCAUAUCCAACUCGUCUCUGCUGCUGCUGGCCGGCCACGAAACCACCAUUAACCUGCUCUGCAACGGCAUCCUCUCCUUCAUCCACAACCCCGACCAGUAUGAUCUGCUGCGCAGUGACAUUGAGGGGAUGUACGUCAAGGCUAACGAGGAAUGUCUGCGCCACGACUCUUCGGUCAAGUCCAUCACCCGCAUCGCCGCCGAGGAUGUGGAACUGCGCGACAAGGUAAUCAAGAAAGAGGACCGCAUCCGCUGGUUUAUCUCCUCGGCCAACCGAGACCCGCGCAAGUUCGAAGACCCCGAUACAUUUGACAUUACCCGCUGGCCCAACGCCCAUGUAGCCUUCGGCGCCGGUAUCCACCACUGCCUGGGCGCCACCCUGGUGCGGGUCGAGGGCCAGGAAGCGUUCAAGGCCUUCGCCGAGCGCUUCGAUUCCCUUCACCUGGACACGACCGAGGACCAGUUGGAUUACCAGCCCAGCAUCACCUUCCGGUCAUUGAAGGCGCUGCCCAUCACCUGGAACUAA